Messenger RNA from Vicia faba (fava bean), 1806 nucleotides. Lineage: Eukaryota; Viridiplantae; Streptophyta; Magnoliopsida; Fabales; Fabaceae. The record is from the annotation of a GenBank genome assembly.
AUGGGAAAUAGCAUAGUAACAUAUAACAAAUACAAAAGUUUCUUGUUCUUUAUCAAAAAAUACAAGUUGACUGAACUCGUUCCGCCUCAGGAUCUUCAAGAGGUUUUCUCCAAGUUUGCCGGAGGAGGAUCAUACAUGUCGACCGAGCAAUUGCAUCGGUUUCUUGUCGAGCAUCAAGGCGAAGAGAGUUUCACCUUAUCGGAUUCGGAGAAAAUUAUCGACAGGAUUUUGCAACUGAGAAGGACACAUAUGGAAACGAUUCAUGUUGAUCAAAGUAGAGAAAGGGAAAUCACCCUUGAUGAUAUCUUUCGAUUUUUGCUCCUACAUGAUUUCAACGGUCCUUACAAAAAUGAGGUACAUCAUGAUAUGAAUGCUCCAUUGUCACAUUAUUUCAUAUAUACAGGACACAAUUCCUAUCUUACUGGAAAUCAAUUAAGCAGUGAUUGCAGUGAAGAGCCAAUCAUAAAGGCGCUACAACGAGGCGUGCGUGUUAUCGAACUCGAUUUAUGGCCAACUUCUAAUAAAGAUGAUAUUAAAGUUGAUCAUGGAUGGACACUUACAAAUCCUGUCUCACCUAUCAAAUGUUUGGAGUCUAUAAAGAAAUAUGGUUUUGUAUCAUCUGAAUAUCCAGUGAUCAUAACUAUAGAAGAUCAUCUUACUGAAGAACUUCGAGCGAAAUUCGCAGAAAUGGCAACUCAAAUAUUUGGAGAAAUGCUUUAUUAUCCUCAAGCAGAAUGUUUAAACUUAACAGAAUUCCCUUCACCGGAAUCAUUGAAAAACCGAGUUAUUAUAUCAACCAAACCUCCUAAAGAACGCUUUGAGUCCAACCGGAUCAAGGACAACGGCAACUAUCCUAAUCUAGAUGGAAGUAGUGAGUCAUCAGAUGACGAAUCAUCGGAUUCCGCGAAUGAAGUGGAAAGUAAGAGCCCGAAUGGACACGAUCGCGACGAGGGAGAAACGAGUUCCUGUGAAUGUGAUCAAAGAUUAUUUCAAGAGUGUUCACCUGAUUACAAAAGUAUAAUCACCAUUCACAAUAAGAAACUCAAGGGUAGCUUGAAAGAUAAAUUGAAAACUGAUGGUGAACUUAGACGGUUAAGUUGGAGCGAAACAAUGUUAGAAAAGGCUUCAGAAUCUCAUGCAACAGACAUCAUUAGGUUCACACAGAAAAAUAUCCUCAGGGUAUAUCCAAGGGCGACACGUGUUAAAUCGUCAAAUUUCAAACCAUAUCUUGGGUGGAUGUAUGGAGCUCAGAUGGUUGCAUUCAAUAUGCAGGGGCUUGGAAAAUCUCUCUGGUUGAUGCAGGGGAUGUUCAGAGCAAAUGGAGGAUGUGGUUAUGUAAAGAAACCUGAAAUUCUAAUGCAGAAACUUCACUGUGACCAUGAGUUUGAUCCAACAAGAAUAAUGCCACUAAAGAAGACAUUAAAAGUGAAAAUUUACAUGGGACAUGGAUGGAGCUUAGAUUUCAGUCCUACACACUUUGAUAUGUUCUCUCCACCAGACUUUUACAUAGAGGUUGGUAUUGUUGGUAUGCCUCGUGAUAUUACAAAGAAAAAAACUAAAGUGAUCAUGGACAAUUGGUUUCCUGUGUGGAAUGAAGAGUUUGAGUUCCCUUUGACUGUUCCAGAGAUUGCUUUACUUCAGAUACAAGUAAAAGACAAAGAUCCAACAGGAAAAGAUGAUUUUGCUGGUCAAACAUGUUUGCCAGUGUCAGAGUUAAGAUUUGGAUUUAGAUCAGUCCCUUUGUUUAAUGAAAAGGGAGAACAAUUUAAAUCUGUAAAGUUGCUAAUGAGCUUUCAAUUUGAAUGA